Messenger RNA from Cyclocybe aegerita, 1164 nucleotides. The record is from the annotation of a GenBank genome assembly. Lineage: Eukaryota; Fungi; Basidiomycota; Agaricomycetes; Agaricales; Hemipholiotaceae.
AUGAAGACUCCGUCCCUCAUCACUUUCGCCACCAUCGCCGUGGCGUCCAUGAACGUUUUGGCUAACGUUAUUCCGACUGCGGUCGUAGCGACCGAUAAAAGAAGUUCACCCGCGGGUGAAUUAUUCCGCCGUCUGAAUGCUGAUGAGAACGAGAUCCUCGACCGCAGACAAGGCAAUUCAACAGGUGCCGCUUCCGACCUACCCUUGCCAGUGCCCGCUCCAGUGUCUCCUCCAGUAAAACGAGGCGAGGAGAAGGGCAAGGACUAUCAGGAUAUCCUCUGGCUCAAUUUCGCCCUAUUCCUUGAAUACUUCGAGAACGCCUUCUACGAACGCGGCCUGUCUAGGUACAACGAAGAAGCGUUUAGGCGGGCUGGAUACCCCGACUGGGUCCGCGGGCGCUACCUCCAGAUCGCCGAACACGAAAGGUACCACAAACUUUUCAUCGAGAGUGCGAUCACGGCUUCAGGAAGCCCACAUGUGGGCCCAUGCCGCUAUGAAUUCUACGACAACGAUGUGCGCGCCUUUGUCGACGCGAGCGCAGCCAUUGAGACGAUUGCGACCGGCGCUUACACCGGUUUGUUGCAAUUCUUCAACAACAGAGCCUAUGUAACUGCCGGAGCGUCCAUUCUCGCUGUAGAGGCGCGCCAGGCAGCCUGGAUCAACUCCGCCGUUCGCAAGCUGAAUCCAUGGAACGCCGCAUUCGAGACACCUCUGACACCCAACGCUGUCCUCACCCUCCUCUCCAACUUCUUCAACUUCGAAAACUGCCCGAAGGAAAAUCACGCCCUCCUUCCACCUGGUGUCCACCCCUACCCGCGCCUCGCCAUCGCGCCCAUCCUCGUUCCUGGCCAACCCGCCGAAAUCUCUUUCCCCUACCCCCAGAUUGGUGGUGGCGAGCGUCUCUACGUCGCGUUCCUCUCCGGCGCCGAGACUAUCUUUGCGCCACUCCAGGAGAAGGAGGAUGGUAAGGACAAGGACAACAAGAAACGGUACUUCGUCGAGAUCCCGCGCGACCUCGCCGGCAGGGGCACUGUAUAUGUCAUUGUUGUUCGUGGGCGGGAGAACAUUGGCGAGGUGAGGCUGGAGGAUGAGUUCAUAGUUGCUGGACCGGGGAUUACGAUGUUCCCUUUCGACGCUUGGGGUAAGCCCAUCAAUGGCUGGUAA